AGAUUUUAAAUACAAAUAUAUCGCGAGACAAUUCUGCUCAUUUUGCGAUUCAUUGAAUUAGUGGACACUUGUGGUAUACAGAAUAAAUGACUCGCAAUAUGUUUAACCUUAGCUACACUAACGUAAAAUUGUUUUAAAGUUUCAUACCUUUCAGUGAUUAUAUUUUGUUUUCUUAAUCAUAAAUAUAAAUUAUUAACUUAAACAUUGAGUUUAAAUGCAGACAAUGUGCAGUAAGGAAAGACUGUAUACUAUUGGUCUUAUAAUUAGUGAAAAACUACGUGUUAAAGCAAACGAAUGGAAAAAUGGAAUACACAGAUGGAGACUAUAUUUAUGGCAUUAUCUACGAAUGUCUUCGUACAGUUUAUGUUGGUAUAUGUGGCAACAGACAAUGGCAAUGAAAACUAGGUCAAGGUUGAUAGUUCUAGUGUUUGCCCUCGGUUUUACACAUAUGGCGAUAGACUAUAUUUAUACAAAUGAAGAUGAUCUCUACGUAUAUUCUGACAAGGAGGAGCUGCAGUUAGAAAAAGCUGAAUUGUCUGCCACAUUUGUGAUGAUUGUUGGCUAUGCUCGUUCUGGAUCAUCGUGGCUGGGCGAGAUACUGAGUGAAGCAGAAGAAAGCUUUUACAUGUUCGAACCGAUGCAGAGACCAUUGGCAGAGGGUUAUUACACAUCGAAUUUAGUAUGUUUCAAUAACAAUAGCUACAGAAAACCAUUGUCACUGAUGGAGAGACAUGACUUUAUGAUAACAACGAUUCAUAGAGUGUUCACCUGUCAGUUUUCAAAACUCCAUUUAUUUUCUCAAGAGAUUUUGGUGAGACACCAAGUACGAAUGCACCCAGGCACUUUUACACAUUGUAAAGACUUUAAUUCGUAUACAUCGUAUUUCUGUAUCAAAGAGUUGGAAAGAAUAUGUAUGUCCAAGACUCAUCGCAUUGUAAAAACGAUAAGGGUAACAAUGGAACUUGUAAGUAAUAUGAUAGAGUUAUGGCCUAAUUUGAAAGUCGUUCACUUAGUACGAGAUCCCCGUGCAAUGACAUAUUCACGGAUGCGAGGGGCGGAUUUCCAGAUGGCCGUAAGCUCUGUGAUUCAUUCGGCUGAUAUGUGUACAAGAAUGUAUGAGGAUAUAAAAUAUGACUGGUAUAUCCAGAGGAAAUAUCCAGGCCGGCUUAUAAUCGUUUCAUACGAGGCGCUUGCCGAUUCUCCUUACGCUGCCACCGGAUAUGUUUAUGACUUUCUUAAUAUUCUCUUUAGAGAGAAAACAUGGUUUUGGGUGUACAACAGUAUGAGAAAUAAAAAUGAGAGUGAAACCCACUAUUAUGCCACAGUGCGAUUCAAUUCAACCAAAGUUGCUAAUCGAUGGCGGACUAAUAUAGACUAUCAUAAAUCCCAGGAGGUUGAUCUUUCGUGCGCGCACGUUUAUAAGGCUCUUGGUUAUAUUCCUUUAAAAUCAGAAGAAGACCUUCGCUCUGAAACAAUUCGAACCCGGAAAAAAGUUGAUAGAAUCGAAGGCUAUCUGUAAUACGAAUUUUAUAUAAGGAUCUGACUGGAAAAUGUACGAAGAGAAGAGUAAUUACAGAUUAGGUUUAGCUUCAUUAGGAACUAUAUCCGGCUAGAUGUGUUUAAUGAAUUAAGGUAAAACGACGUAACCGCUGUAUAGAGAGGAGGAAACUACAAUCUACAGGAUAUGUUUCAAUUACACAGAAACACGAUUUACCAUAGUAUGCCUGAGUUCAAUUCCAUAUCGUAUACCAUUUGUUAUAGAUGGGAUCAACAAACUUUGGUCAUAUUCUUAUGUUCAGACCAACAUAUUAUUAAAAUCAUUCCAGUCAGAGUAAGGAUAUGUACCUGAGGAAGCCGAUCUGCCAUGUUCUUCCAAUUGUAAAUUUAGUUGUUUUUUUCUGAAUUACUGUAUGUGUCAUUGCUUUUGAUAGUAGGUCUAUUUUAAUCUAGGAAGACGGUAUCCAUAGGGAUGAUUAUUAUAAGAUAACAAUAAGCUAUAGAGUUAAAUAUCAAUUAGAUGGUAAUAAAAUAUUCAUAAUAUAUUAACAAUAAAGUAACAUUUGAGGUGGUAACAAUACUGUAGAAUAUCGAUAAAAUUGUAACGAUAAAGUGUGUAAAAGUAGAGUUAAAUAUGAACAGGAUAAAAUUAAUAAGAUGUAACAAUGGAGAACAAUAUCUUUAAGAUGGUAACAAUAGAGUAAAAUAUCAAAACCUCGUAACAAAAUGGUAUAUUAACCACCCAUAAUGUGUAACAAUAUCGUAAAUGACGUACGUGACGUGUAUCCAGAUAGAGCAAAAUGUCAAUAAACUGGUAACAAUGGAGUUAAUUAUCCAUCAGGUAUAUCAAUGGAAUAUAAAAUCCAUAAGCUGGUAACAUAACCACUAGGAAGUAACAAAUAGUGUAGAAUAUCCAUAGAGCAAAACGUCCGUGACUUGUUACCAAUUAAUAAUGGAAUAAAAUGUCAAUAAGAUGGUAACAAUACAAUAAAAUAUCCAUCAGGUAUAUCACUGGAGUAGAAUAUCCAUAACAUGGUAACAACAAAGUAAAAUAUCCAUUAGGAAGUAACACUACCAAAGUAAAAUAGUCAUAAGGUGUAGUAGCAGAUUAAAAUAUCAACAAAGUGGUUACCGUAACAAAAUUGUAAAAUAUCCGUAAUGUGGUAACAGAGUAGAGUAAAAUAGCCAGAAGAAAGUAACAACAGAGUAAAACAACGCUAAGGUACAGCAUCUAUGUAAUGCAAUAUUUUCAUCAGGUUUUAACGAUAAGGAAAAUAUUCAAAAGGUGUUACAACAGGGCAAAAUAUCGAUAAGGGGUCAGAAAUAGAAUAAGAUAUCCAUAGGUACAUUAUCCACAAGAAAUAACAAUGGAGUAAAAUGUACAUGAGGUGGUAACAAUAGUGAUAUGCUCAUCUAGAUACCAGAUGCGAAUAGAAAAUUGGUACGACCUUGCCUAUCAUUUAGUCGUUUGUAUGUAGAUACUUGGAUGAAAUGAAAGUGUUAAAAUGGUCUUACUCUUUUUGCAUCUAGAUUCCUAAGUGGGAAACUUUGAGAUAAGACUUAUUGGAUGGUUUUGACAAUGGGAAUUUCGUUUCGUCUGUUAAAAUAUUUUAUUUUAUUCAUUUUAUUAGAUUGUUUAUAUAAUGUUAACGGUAAUUGAUCAUUUUGUUUGGGAUGCAUGCAUUUUCUGUGUUUACUGUUUGAAUUGUUAAACGCUUUAUUAGGAAUCGAUACUGAACACACACGUGUCUAGUAUAUGAUACAUAUUUUUCAGCGGCCAUGAGCUUGAAUAGUUAUUACCGAAUAUGCUACAUAAUAUGGUAUGCCACUUACCACAAAAUAUGAGAUGACAGCCACAAGACAUUCUUGUCAGGACAAUAAUUUGACAUAUCUUUGAAAUGGUUUUCAUUUCCUAUCUGGAUAAUGAUAAAAAUAUACAUUUGUAAUGUAAUUAUUAUGUACUUUCUUUGAUGCAGUGUCAUUAAAAUUUAUAUAUCGUAA
Molecule: messenger RNA, 3498 nt
Organism: Mercenaria mercenaria
Lineage: Eukaryota; Metazoa; Mollusca; Bivalvia; Venerida; Veneridae
Product: carbohydrate sulfotransferase 4-like
Exons: 4
Coding region: 215-1519 (434 amino acids)
Biological process (GO): sulfur compound metabolic process; N-acetylglucosamine metabolic process
Molecular function (GO): N-acetylglucosamine 6-O-sulfotransferase activity
Source: RefSeq, a predicted model, not a curated record